AUGGUUUUGAGCAAGCAUAUUAAUUCCUUAGAAUUGGAAUCAACUAUUUUGAAAAACUUACCAAAGGCCAGAUUGGAUAAUUUGGAAUACAUUGACCAAUACGAUUCACAACGUUUGAUUCCUCGUUUUGAAAUUCCGUUCAAGUCUUCGGAUGGUAGUUUGAUUCACAAGUAUUUAAAUCAGGAAUUGACGCUUGAUGGUAAUCCAACAUUGAAUCUUGCCUCAUUUGUCAAUACCUGGGUUGACCCAACACAAAUUGAGAUUGCAGUGGAGAAUUUGACCAAGAAUCUUGCUGAUAAUGAUGAAUACCCUUCAUUGAUUGAUAUCCAGGCCAGAUGCAUCACCAUGUUGAGCAAUUUAUGGCAUGCUCCCAGCAGGAAAGAUGAGGCAGGAAACAAGAUUGUGGACUCCAUUGGAACUGCUACAACUGGGUCAUCUGAAGCCAUUAUGUUGGCUGGGUUGGCAUUGAAGAAGAGAUGGCAAGAAAAAAGACUAGCUGAAGGUAAGGAUAUUAGUAAACCUAAUAUCUUGAUGGCUACUUGUGCUCAAGUUGCAUUGGAGAAAUUUGCUGUUUAUUUCGAUGUCGAGAAUAGAUUGAUUCCCAUUUCACCCGAAUCAGGUCAUGUAAUCGAUACCAGCAAGAUUCGGGAGAAUAUAGAUGAGAAUACCAUUGGUAUUUUUGUCAUUCUUGGAUCAACAUUUACUGGUGCGUUUGAGCCAGUGGAGGAGAUUGCGCAACUCUUGGAUGAGCAUGAGAAGGAGACUGGGUUGGACAUUAGAAUCCAUGUUGAUGGUGCAAGUGGUGGAUUUGUUGCGCCAUUUGCAUUCCCCAAUUUGAAGUGGGAUUUCAGUAUUGAUAGAGUUGAUUCGAUUAAUACUUCGGGCCACAAGUUUGGUAUGACUUCGGUUGGUUUGGGUUGGGUUAUAUGGAAACAUGCCGAUUUAUUGCCCAAGCAAUUGAAGUUCAAUUUGGACUAUUUGGGUGGUGUAGAGGAGACUUUUGGCUUGAAUUUCUCAAGACCGGGUUUCCCAGUGAUUAUGCAGUACUACAACUUUUUGACCUUGGGUAAAGAAGGGUAUGCUGCUGUAUUUGAUGGAUGUAUGUCGAAUGCUAGAUUGUUGUCUGAUUACUUGUCUGAGUCCAAAUACUUUGAAGUAGUUUCCAACAUUCACAAGAGGCUAGAUGAAGCUGGUCAAAAGAAGGCAUAUACAAAGGAAUCGCACCACCAAUUGUCUGAUAUAUGGACUAUUAACCAACAAUUUGAGCCUGGUUUGCCUGUUGUUGCAUUUAGGUUCAGUAAAGAGUUUAGAGAUAAGUACCCUGAAGUUCCUCAAGAGUUGUUUUCAACCUUGUUGCGUAAGCAUGGCUACAUUGUUCCAAACUACCAUUUGCCACCAACCGAAAAUGAUGUUGAGAUUUUGCGAGUUGUUGUGCGUAACUCAAUGAGUUUGUCGCUUAUGUCCAAGCUUGUGAGUGAUUGUACAAAGUCUGCUGAGUUGUUGGUUAAAGCAGCGGAAUUUGUGAGAAACUAUGACCAUACAAAGGCGGACAAGACACUGGAGCAAAGAACCGAGUCGAUCCAUGAGUUGUUGUUGACCAUUGCUUCUGGUGGUACUGCGCAAGUAAAGAAGGAGCAACACGAAAAGACUGGUCAUGAAUCAGGUAAACACAAGACAUCAUACCGUGGAACAUGUUAA
Molecule: messenger RNA, 1698 nt
Organism: Lodderomyces elongisporus
Lineage: Eukaryota; Fungi; Ascomycota; Pichiomycetes; Serinales; Debaryomycetaceae
Gene: GAD1
Product: glutamate decarboxylase
Exons: 1
Coding region: 1-1698 (565 amino acids)
Biological process (GO): L-glutamate catabolic process
Cellular component (GO): cytosol
Molecular function (GO): glutamate decarboxylase activity; pyridoxal phosphate binding
Source: RefSeq, a predicted model, not a curated record